This is a messenger RNA of Wasmannia auropunctata (little fire ant), 980 nucleotides long. Its product is annotated as astacin-like. Gene Ontology annotation, molecular function: zinc ion binding; metalloendopeptidase activity. The coding region runs from base 101 to 928 and encodes 275 amino acids. The record is from RefSeq and is a predicted model, not a curated record. The transcript has 4 exons. Lineage: Eukaryota; Metazoa; Arthropoda; Insecta; Hymenoptera; Formicidae. Gene Ontology annotation, biological process: proteolysis.
GAAGCGAUCGAAAUGACUAUUUUACUGCAUUCGCUUUUGCUGUCGUAAGACCAUAGGUGAAGAGGUAACUUGCUGUAGUUUGAUUUAAUGUUCAUCGAUCAUGUAUCGACUAUUAGUUACUUUCACGUCGACGCUUCUCGUUCUCACAAUAUUUGAAUCGGUGGGGGCGAGCCCUUACUCAAGGGAUAUUGAGAAAAAUUAUAAGACGGAACCGGAUUACGAAACAGGAGUCAAGGUAGCGCAAUGGACCAAGGAAAUGAACACGCGCCCUGAGGAAUUGGGUAACUAUUUCCAGGGAGAUAUCAUGAUCGCAAACAAUACCAAAAGAAACGGCCGUAUUGAUGAACACCUUCGUUGGCCUGGUGGCAUUAUUCCCUACCUAAUUACUGCAAAUAACUUUACUGCGAAUCAAAUAAAUAUAAUAAUCAAGGCAAUUAAUGAAUAUCAUAUUAAGACAUGCAUACGAUUUAAACCGAGGACGAACGAAAAGGAUUAUAUCGACAUUAAAAGCGGUAAUACUGGAUGCUGGAGCUACGUUGGCAGGCAAGGCGGUAGACAAGAGGUGAACUUGCAGAAUCCUGGUUGUGUAUAUGGAACACAUACUCCGAUACAUGAGUUUAUGCACGCCAUCGGCUUUGAGCACGAACAGACUAGAGACGACCGAGAUAAUUACGUGAAUAUCAUUUGGAAUAAUAUUCCGAAAAAUUACCAGUAUGCUUUCGCUAUGAACCCCAAAGGGACGACCUUCGCUUAUGGUGAGCCUUAUGAUUAUUACAGCGUGAUACAUUAUUCAUUGUACGCGUUUGCCAUAGAUACCAAGAAAAAAACCAUUGUUUUAAAGAAACAAGCAGAUGAAAAGAACAUUGGUAACAGAAAUAAUCUGAGCAACUCAGAUAUUAAAAAGAUCCAGAGAAUGUACAAAUGCUGAUGUAUGAGUGUAAUUGGCAUUUAUGACAAAGGUCAGUACUGAUGAAAAAAAA